UUAGUAUAAAAAGUGUGAAGAAGAAGGCGGAAAACACCAUUUUCAAUUUUCUGAUCUGCAGCAGUUACAUAAAUCAUCCCACUGCUUCUUCUUCCAUCCAUUAAACACACACACACACACACACACACACACACACACACACAUUCUGCUGUGUGAUUGCGCAAUUGGCAGUGGUGAACAUGUCAGCGGAAUCGGCAUCUUCGUCCACGGCUCCUCCUCCGCCGCCAGUGCAGGGGCCUACGCGUAGAUUUACAGGCCGAGACAACCGCGGCGGCCGUUCCGUCAUUCUCAGGCAACCUGGUGGCUACUCCGCCGAGAUUCUGUUUUAUGGAGCUCAAGUAGUAUCGUGGAAGAAUGAACAUAAACAAGAGUUACUUUUUCUCAGUAAACAGGCCAUUUACAAACCUCCACAAUCGGUUCGUGGAGGCAUCCCAUUUUGCUUCCCGAAGGUUAAUUUGCUUCUUUUGUUCGUUUCGACUCCAAUUGCCUAAUUACGUUUAUUCGG
Messenger RNA from Erythranthe guttata (spotted monkey flower), 505 nucleotides. Lineage: Eukaryota; Viridiplantae; Streptophyta; Magnoliopsida; Lamiales; Phrymaceae. The record is from RefSeq and is a predicted model, not a curated record.